AUGCAAUUCCUCGCUCCGUCUAUGCAGAAAGAAGUCAUGACGUCCAAGAACCACCAGAGACCGCCCUUCCGCGCGGAGCACAUGGGCUCGCUCCUGCGGCCCAAGGCUCUGACCGAUAAACGCGUCGCGCUGGACGGGAAGAAGGCCGUCGAGAUAGCCGACGACGACGAGCUUAACCGCCUCGAGGAGGAGGGCGUGCGCGAAAUCAUCAAGACGCAGCUGGACCUCGGCUUUCAUGCCAUCAAUGACGGCGAGUACCGCCGUCACCAGUUCUGGGGUAACUUCUUUCCUGGCCUGGAGGGGUUUGAGGAGGUCGAUACACCGAGCUGGGAUAUCUUUCGCAUGUACGUGCCAGAUAUUGCGGCUUUCAUUGAGAGCGACCAUAAGCCUGGCGAGUCCAUCGUCUGCACUGGCAAGAUUAAGCACAAGGGAAGCACCUAUCUGAGAGAAUGGGAGUUCCUCAAGAGCAACAUCCCUCCGGACAGCGUCAAGGAGGCUAAGCUGACCUUGCCCGCGCCCGAGUGGUAUCACCUCCGGUACCAAAAGGGGCACGCGUAUCCCAAGGACGUCUACGCCAACGACGAGGAGUACUUCGCCGACAUCGCAAAGGCGUACCGCACCGAACUCGAAGUUCUCUACGACCACGGCGUACGCAAUGUCACAAUCGACGACCCCAACUUGGCUUACUUCUGCUCGGAAAAGAUGCUCCAGGGUUUCAAAGACGCGGGCGAAGAUUCGGACGCCCUGUUGCAGUCCUACAUCACGCUCUACAACGACGCCAUCAGCUCGCGCCCCGCCGACAUGCACCUCGGCAUCCACCUCUGCCGCGGCAACUUUGCCUACUCUCGGCACUUCUCUGAGGGCGGCUACGACCGCAUCGCAUCCCGCCUGUUCAACGAGAUCAACGCCGACACCUACUUCCUCGAGUACGACACCGACCGCGCUGGCGGGUUCGGGCCCCUGAGGGAGCUGCCCGCGCAUAAGAACGUCGUGUUGGGCGUCAUCACGUCCAAGUUCCCCGAGCUCGAAGACAUUGAAAAGUUGAGGGAGCGCGUGUACCAGGCUGCCGACUUUGUCGCCCAGGGCGCCGGACAGACGCGCGAGGAGGCGUUGAAGAGGAUUGGCGUCAGUCCACAGUGCGGGUUUGCGAGUCAUCACUUGGGCAACUCGGUCUCGCACCAGGAUAUGGUUAAUAAGUUAAAGCUGGUGAGGCAGCUGGCCGACUCCAUCUGGCCCGGCGAGCCUUGA
This is a messenger RNA of Colletotrichum orchidophilum, 1248 nucleotides long. Its product is annotated as 5-methyltetrahydropteroyltriglutamate-homocysteine methyltransferase. The transcript has 3 exons. The coding region runs from base 1 to 1248 and encodes 415 amino acids. Gene Ontology annotation, molecular function: zinc ion binding; 5-methyltetrahydropteroyltriglutamate-homocysteine S-methyltransferase activity. Lineage: Eukaryota; Fungi; Ascomycota; Sordariomycetes; Glomerellales; Glomerellaceae. The record is from RefSeq and is a predicted model, not a curated record.